GUGGUGGCAGGCAGAGCGAGGGCUCAAAGUGAGAGGGAGAGAGAGAGAGAGAGGGAAAAAGAGAGAGUGAGAUAGAGAGGGAGCUUGUGUGUCCUGGCUAGUUUCAUGAGUGAGAGGUGGAAGGAGCAGGGACGGUCUGCGGCGUGGUUUACGUGCAGGACAGAGAGGGAGAGAGGCGCAGAGGGGCAGCUUUGAAGAUACUUUUGAUGCUGGGAACUAGAAGUUGAAAUCCAUCACACAAGGACCCAUGCAGUCUCAGCAGCUUACGGAAGUAGUCCAUGAUCCGAAUGGAUCCCGGUUGAUCUUCUCCAGGGAGGCUGGAGUUUCAUCAGGGCAGCAGAUACUAACUUCUCCAGAGAUGACCCACGAGGUGGUCAUCUCCCCUGGACUCCCUACUCCUCCCUUGAGCCCUUUUAGCUCAGCAAGACUGCCAUCUGGAGAGUUCAAGGUUUCCGAAGUGAAUGGAAGCGGCCCAACAGCUCUCAGCUUUGGAUCAUAUUAUGGCCCCUCACAAUUGCAUGGUGGACUGUCCAAUGGUGUCCAUGGCUCUGCCACUCUACCACGCAGCUGGGCUCCCACCAGGGAGGAGAGGCUCAUCAAGUUCUCUGGAAUCGGUCCAGUGGAUGAAACUGGGAUGCCCAUCGCCUCCAGAUCUAGUGUGAACAAGCCCAGAGACUGGUACAAGAGCAUGUUCAGACAGAUCCACAAGAAGCCAGAGGAGCUGGAGCUGGAAGAGUCUGAGCAAUGGUCAGCCGAAAGGCUCCAGUUAUCCGCCAGCACGGAAGAAAGCAGCGACACAGACAAGAAUCUGUUCAGACUGACACCGUAUGGAGCUCUACCAGACUGGAGCGAGGAUGUAGAUAAGCUGUCAGACCUGGGAAAGCAGCACCCUCAGCCGAAGAGCAUAUUCGACUUUGAACCGGGAAAGAACAGCACUUCAGAGAUCCAGAGCCAGACGUAUUUGUCCCCGAAGAUACAGCCUGAGAAACCAAAGUCUCCUUCUAUUGAGGCCAGCCUGGUCUCUGAGCUGAGUCGGUUUGAGGCUGAGCUGGACUCGGAGAUCCAGGGCCUGGAGAGGAGGCUUUCCCAGAAGAAGCAACGUCGAGGCCGGGGUGAGGAGGCCAGAGGCCGGGAUCCAGCAGCUGAAACUGCAAACUACAGGUCAGUGACAACAUUCCUGAAGAAAGCAAUGUGCAGUUCACCAGCAUCACAGCAGCCUGUCCAUCGCUCUGUCGGCACGUCACUGGCUUCUGCUUCCACAUGUGUAGAACGUCUCUCCCCUGCAAAUGAAACCAUGGAGCUGCCGCCAAAGAAAGAUGAGAAGAAGAUGAAAGCAGCGCGAGCCAAGUUCAAUUUCCAGGCUCAGUCCCCCAAGGAGCUCACACUGCAGAAAGGCGACAUUGUUUACAUCCACAGGCAGGUUGAUGCCAACUGGUUUGAGGGAGAACAUCAUGGAAGAGCUGGCAUUUUCCCCACAUCUUAUGUAGAGAUUCUUCCCCCUACUGAGAAGCCGACACCUAUCAAGUCUCCCACUCUCCAGGUGUUGGACUAUGGAGAAGCUGUGGCUCUGUACAACUUCAACGCAGACCUACCAGUUGAACUGUCUUUUCGUAAAGGUGAGGUGAUCAAUAUUACCAGGCAAGUUGAUGAAAAGUGGAUGGAAGGGAGGAUCUCAGGGACCAGCCGGAGCGGCAUCUUCCCAGCCAACUACGUCCAGGUCAACAAGAUGCCUCGCACCAAAUACUCCACAGACGACUACUCACCAGGCCCCAUGUCUCCCGUCUCCCCUGGACCCCAGAGUCCAGGACGUCCACUCCACUCACCCCGUUCACCAUUUUCCCCCACCUCCCUCAGCCCCAGACCUGAGCACUCCCCCCUGAAACCAUCUUCACCUGUACCUUACAGCUACCCAGCUUCACAGUCACGCUCCCCCACCCAGACAACAGCACCCAGAGAAAUGGCAAAUCAGUGGCCGCACAGCACCUACAAAACUGCUUCACCCACCAACCAGAACAACCACUGGGCUGGGACACACUUGCCAAACCAGAGCUCCGCAACCAGAGCAGUUUCCCCCUCCACUCAGUCCUCAGCAUCUGCACACAGAUCAGGAGCCACAGCAGCGAACACUUCCAGAUACACUGAACCCUCGCAGGGUGCAAUACCAAACCAAGCUGCUCCGUCUAAUCCACAUGUCAACUCCCUGCUGCAAACACACUUCCCAAACAACUCCACUUCAACAGUGGUGCAACGCCAACCAUACAAAGCUGUUUACAACUACAGACCACAAAAUUCAGACGAGUUGGAGCUCAGAGAAGGAGACAUUGUACAAGUGAUGGAGAAAUGUGAUGAUGGCUGGUUUGUAGGUACGUCAGAACGGACUCGUGCUUUUGGGACUUUUCCCGGGAACUAUGUGGCACCAGUUUGACUUCCAGGUUUCAUUGCUUGCCCACGUCCAUCUGGACUCAUACGAGCUCAAACAAUCACUGCCGCACACUCCAGCAGAUCCUGCUCUGAUUCCUACAGUUUCUCUUCAUUCCGUCACCCACCACCUCACUCCUGCCUGGUUCAGUCAGACCUGCAUGUUCCCUCUGCCUCCCAGAGCAGAGGUGAAGGCAGGGACGCUGUGUGGUGUCUCACCUCCCUGCAUGGGUGUGUGCUUAUGUGUGUGUGUUGCUCUGAGACUUGGAGAAUGUUUUCAUAGACACUAUUAGAGAGGAAAUAAUGAAUGCUGACGAUACAGUUUCAGAAGCAAACGGCCGUUUUUGUUCCAGGAACCUUUGCUGCAGGAAAAUCUGCAUUCCUUCCCACUGAGCAACACGAUUCCUUCCAAUGUCCUCAUAGUCAGGCUUUUGUAGUCACCACAGUACUGUCACCAAACCACUGCUGAGAAUUUUGAAUGAGAAUUGGACAUUUGUGUUUGUGCAUUUGUUUUAUACUAAUGUUUCCUUCAAAUAUACCCCCCCAGAUUUUCUUUCAGAUCUCUGAAAAUACCCUGGGCAAGAUUGCAGAAACCACAUGAACAUCUGUAGAUGUCGAGAUAAGUUUACAGCCUUCUUAAGGCUUUGCAGAAGAGGAACUAUAAUUACAGCAUGCACUUGUUUCGAAAAGGAAAUGUGUUCAUUAUUCAAAGAGCUGCCUUUUUAUGUUAUGUUUGUCCAUCAAGCUAUGUAGUGAAAUGCCAAAAGUGAAAAGUAAGAGGUGGAUAAUGGUCUUUGCUGUAAAAGUUGUACUUGAUCAUCUGUGUUGAAAAGCUUUAAGUUUAUUCUUUGCCUCCACAGCAAACGCUUAAUUGUUUUCAAGUAAUGCUGUAUGUGCCAAAUCCAACCGUCCAUGACAUUAAGUUUUUUAAUCCUGUAUUGAGCUCCAGCCCCUGAAUUUCUGCCACAUUUGCUACCACAGCUCUCACAGUGUUUUCUCUCGCCGGUGCAGCCUUUGACGAGUGUUGUCUCUCUAAGCCUAAUUACAAAUCCUCAUCACGAAGUCAUUUUAUUUGAUAUAUUCAUGAUUUCACUGUUUAAAAAAAUCAUGUAUAAUGAAUCAUAUAUAGUAGACAGAGGUGGUGAUUGUACAGACUGUAACAUUUUAUCCAAUUAAUAUAUAUUUGCUUUUAAAAAUCUGUAUCUCAUAUGUAUGGUACGUAUUUUUUCUAAAGCAGUUAUACAUUACAGAGUGAUGUUGAAAUGAGUUUGUGUU
Messenger RNA from Paralichthys olivaceus (Japanese flounder), 3693 nucleotides. NCBI's taxonomy places the organism in Eukaryota, Metazoa, Chordata, Actinopteri, Pleuronectiformes, Paralichthyidae. The record is from RefSeq and is a predicted model, not a curated record.